UCCAUACCACCAAUUCCAAUUAAGGACAAUAACUAAGCACUAUGGACCAAUUAGUUGCAUACAAAGUUUGUGACUCCUCUCGCCGUAAAAGACACAUCAUCAUCGCUACAACAAGUAUUGAGAGUUUGCUUGAACAUGGAUCCCACACUAUCGAUCGCCUAUUUUCACACGUAGUACUGGAAAACGAUGGAUGCGAACUAUCCAGUGACUUGGCCUUAAGUGCAUUCAAUAGAGAACUGCUCAUGUUAUUGGAGACAGGAGAGACAUGGAUGCCGGAUGGUUUGUACACCACUGAAAGUCAUACACUGGAAAAUGAGGAAGGUCUCCAGCAAAUUAUCACCGAGCAGAGUGUUGUAUCUGAAGCUGAGCAUGUUCCACAUAUCACAAAUGUUGUGUCAUCGGCUAUACUAGAAGGUCUAAAAAUCGACCAAAACGUGGUUACUUUCCCCGAUCACCACGAACCAGCGACUGAUGUAGUUGCAAUGCAAUUAUUGGCUAGUGUCGAAGAUGAUCAAACAGCAGUUUCAAAGCAACCGGGUGAAUUACAGCAAGAAGAUGACGAUGCACCUGAUUCACCUGAAAAACAGCAAUGCGAUGAUGAAUGUUCCAUGGAAGAAUCUAAUGAAAAUCAAUCUCCAAACUCAAAUCCUAAGCGUCCAGACCAUAAAAGCAUUGAUAUUCAGAAAAGUGCUAAAAAGCACGCUUCAUGCGAGAUGAAAUUUCGUUGUUUUGAAAUAAAUUGGAACAAAGUGAGUGAUAAUGUUCUAGUUCGACUUACCAGUCUACAAGAAUUCAAGAACAACAACCCUGAAAAUCCAGUUCCAGGAUCAUUGCGUUUGAGCCGAAGUGAUGUGAGCAGCUUGCUGAACAAUAUCGUAGAUCAACUUAGAGCAAUCGAUUCCCGUAUCAAGGCAGAUACUAUGGAGGUGGUCUCUAAACAAGUGAUGCGGAAAUAUCCAUGUUUAGAAUUUACUGAUGACGAUGGCUUCGGAAAUGGAAUGAGUUUUGCUGUCAUCAAACAGAAGAUGAUUAACCGAAAUACCUAUCUGAACAGAUUCAAAGAACCGUCCGAACUAAAACUUCCGGCUGCUAACAAAGGUCGAAACGUCCGAGCAGGUACCCUUAAAAGUUAUUGGCAGAAAUCAUCGAAAGAUUGCGUUAAAGAAGUACUGUCAAAACUUCGGCGGGAUGAGCCUGAGCUUCUGAUAGACGAGUUCCUUACAGCAUCGCAAGCUUUUGUGAGAUUCCGUUUCAGCGAAACAAAGGAUCUAAGGCAACUAUUCUUGGAGUUCCCAGUAUUUAGAAGAAGGAAACUAAUGAAUUUUCAUUUCGAGAAAGCGACGGGAGUUAAAAUCAUUGAUUUGCGGAAAUAUUAUUCCAAGAAACGUUCUAAAAUCAUCGAAUACUCUAGGUCUUUGAACCGAAAGUUUCCACAACUCUCAAAGGAUUCCCCUGAUUUGGAUGUAUUCAAAUUUCUAGCUUGCAUCGUUGGAGAAAACCUGGAUGAUCUAAUUUUGAAGAAAGAGAUUGGAACACGACUCGACGAUAUAAAAAUGGAUUCGUCAGGCCCCUUACUGGUUUCAGUUGACAUGGGUCAGGAAAUGAACAUGUAUUACGUAUACGCUGACCAAAUUCGGCUCUCCGAAGGCACAUUGGAUAUAAUCUGUGCUUUCGAGGAUCUUAUGGCUGUACAUUUUGUACAUAAUUUUAAGUACAUUAAACCACUUUCUAAAUUUUUGGAACUGCUACAGGAAUAUUUGUUAAAAGUAAUUCCAUCUUCAGGAUCCAAAUCAAAUGCAUAUCGAGUUGGGAAUCAGCAAAGAGUCGUUAGAAGGGUUAUUACAGCCCUUUCGCAUUUUGAAUUGAAUUGA
Messenger RNA from Ochlerotatus camptorhynchus, 1871 nucleotides. RefSeq lists its product as uncharacterized. The record is from RefSeq and is a predicted model, not a curated record. Gene Ontology annotation, biological process: apoptotic process. The transcript has 5 exons. The coding region runs from base 42 to 1871 and encodes 609 amino acids. NCBI's taxonomy places the organism in Eukaryota, Metazoa, Arthropoda, Insecta, Diptera, Culicidae.